Triticum dicoccoides is the source of this 2213-nucleotide messenger RNA. RefSeq lists its product as uncharacterized. The record is from RefSeq and is a predicted model, not a curated record. Bases 1149 to 1817 code for a protein of 222 amino acids. Lineage: Eukaryota; Viridiplantae; Streptophyta; Magnoliopsida; Poales; Poaceae. The transcript is spliced from 2 exons.
GGAGAAAACAGGAUCUGAUAAGCGGCAGUUAAGGGAGUGAGUUAUCCAUGCGGGAACGGCACUGAUGCGCCGGGGUUCGGCGCUAAGGCAUCGCGCGCGGCGGCGGCGGCGGGAGCUCCACCCUGAUGAAGCGCGCUGCUGCGGGAGCACCGAUCUUAGGCGCGCGGCGGCGGCGGGGCCUGAGGUGCGCAGCGGCUCCUGAUGCGUGACGGCGCGAGCACGGCCUGAUGUGCUCAACGACAGCAGCACCACCCUGAGGCACACAGCGGCAGGAGCACCACCCACCACCCUGAGGUGCGCUGGCGAUGCCUAAAUGCACGAUUUUCAGGCAAGUUGACAAGAUCAAUUCGUUUGCUCAGUAGGAUUAGUCUACUGCGGAAUACCAAAUCGGUUCAUGUAAUUAGAUCCAACCGGCCUCUGAUACCAGAUGUUAGAAAUAACUACUGAGAUUAUUCAACUGCUAAUCAGAUCGUAUCUAAUAUGCAUGAACACAAUUUGAUCUGAUGCGGAAAUUAGGAGCAGUAGAUUGAUUAUACCUCCGUUUGGUGAUGCCAUCUCGGGUCUAGAGAGGACGAAGAACUCGACAACGUCUCCGGCAACUCGCCGGAGUAAUGGAAAGUCUUCACGUCAAUGAGCCGUGCUCUCCUGAUUGGAAAAAGAGUGAUUUUCGGAGUAGACGAUGGCUAAUGCGAUGGACUGAUGCGUAUGUGCAAGUCUGCUCCUUAUACAAUGCGUUGGCUUUGACAGUGGGACCUUAACCAUAUUAGCGUUAAUUCAGCCCCCCAAUCACGGGCCCGAUUUGUUAAUUGCCAUUUAAUUGGUAUUAAUCCCGAAAUUGAUUAAUGGGCCCAUAUUAACUUGUGGUAAUUAACAUUUUGACCAUUUGAUCACAUUAUAAUUGCAACAGUUUUCUCUGAGCAAAUGGCUCAUCAACACUGUCAUCACUCUCCUCUCUACAACUACAAUGAUUUCCAUGAAUUGGAGAUGCUAGAUCUAGCUGUCAGUUUGGCAUAGCUAUUGCCUAGGAGUCGUUGAUUGCAAUUGGUGGCUCCUGAAUAUCUCUGCUGCUAAAAUAUAAUGCUAUUACCCGGGAGCCAAAUGCAGUUUAAAAUUGUUUUGCACUAUCAAGUCUAACAACAAAAUGUGUCAUGCUGCAGUUCACCAAGGCAAGGUAUUCUAGUGUUCGGAAGAUAAAUUCUUGGUUAUUUGGAAUAACAGAGUCUGCAGUUCAUUUUCCAUUUACGCAACCGUUUGUUCUUUGCAGGUCGCCCACUGGCCAAGUCAAAGGCUUGUCACUUGGCACUGUUAUCUCCCUGGGUUCCUUACCUGUGUUUGCUGGAGGCAUAUGGUACUACCUCAAAACGAAUCCAGAGGGGCCACUGCCAGUUGCUCAGAAGCCCACCGCCGAGGAGGACCCGGAGGAGAGAGCCAUGAAGAAGAGGUUCGAGGAGUGGAUGGUGGUGCACAAACGCAGAUACAAGAACGAGGAGGAGAAGGCACGGCGCUACGAGCUGUUCAAGGGGUGUGUCAAGCGGGUGAACGAGCUCAAUGCCGCGUCACGGCCGGGUGAAGCCCGGUACAAGCCAUACCGAUAUGCUGACUUUACCAAGGAAGAGAGGAGCAAAGUACACGGAAUCGUGGUCGAACCAUCUAUGUUCGACGAGUGGAACGAGGAGAAGAGGCGCAAAACACAAGGGGGUCAUGACGGCGGCGCCGACGAGGACGACUGGGAAGAACAGAUGCGCCUGAUACAAAGGGGUCUUCGCACUGCGGCCCUUAAUGGCAAGGCACAACGCAAAGCACAGCAGUCGUCCUGAGUGGUGAAUUAGUAUCUAUAUUAGCUUCCAUCAGUGUGUUAUAUCGAUAUAUUCCCUCCAUUCCAAAAUAUAGUAAGCCCGCACUUCCCGAGGUCUAAUUUUGACUAUAAAUUUAACCAACGAGACCGACUGCGGCGGGAGAAAUAAUUGUAUAAUUGAAAACUUGUUUCGAAUACGAAUUCACUGAUAUAACUUUUGCUCCCGCCGCAAUCGGUCUUGUUAGUUAAAUUUACGGUCAAAGUUGAAACACGAGAAUAGAAGAAGCACUACAUUGUGGAAUGGAGGGAGUAUAUAGAUGCCCCUGGGAUUGAUGAGUUUAUGCCAGUGUCUGUUGCUACUUAUGCCUGGAACCUUGCAGUGUUGAACUUUAAUUGGAAUUUCCCCUGUACCGCUGUA